Messenger RNA from Larimichthys crocea (large yellow croaker), 3218 nucleotides. RefSeq names its product DEP domain-containing protein 1B. Gene Ontology annotation, biological process: intracellular signal transduction. The record is from RefSeq and is a predicted model, not a curated record. The coding region runs from base 170 to 1789 and encodes 539 amino acids. The transcript has 12 exons. Lineage: Eukaryota; Metazoa; Chordata; Actinopteri; Sciaenidae.
UUCGAACGUUGUGACGCAGGAGAUUCAAAGUUGGCAGCAACGUCUCUGCACGGGCGCUCGCGUGAAACUCACCGUUUUCAUCCGCAGCUGAAGCUUUCCAAGAAAAGCUUUAGGAACAAUUAUAAAUGUCCAUGUUUUCACUCAAGUAAAGGGUGUUUUCAGUACGGAUAUGGAGGGUAAAGUCAUCGGACCGGGUCCGUACAGGGCGACCAAGCUGUGGAAUGAAACUAUUAAACUCUUCCGUGGAGGCAUGCCGCUGAGAAGGCACUGGGCAAACUUUCGCUGCUAUGACAACAGUUUCACAGGAUCAGAGGCCGUGGAUUAUCUACAUGAGCUGCUGAGGCACAACUACAACUUUGGGCCUGAGGUGACUCGCUACCAAACGUUGCAGCUUCUGAGGAAGUUCCUCAAGGCCCAUGUGAUUGAAGACUUCAAAGGACGCCAUGGGACAGAAGACUUUGAAGACAAUGGCCAUCUGUACAGGUUCCCCACGCUGUCUCCCCUGAAGUCUUUUCCAACAAGGCCCUUGUUAAGAGACUGCAGUGACCUGCCCAGGCUCAUUCGCUGGGAUGACUACGAAGAAUUGCCUCAGCGAGAAAACAUUGCACCUCAGAAGUCUGCUGUCCUGACCUCAGACCUGUGGAAUAAAAGGCACAGUGUAGCUAUUGGGGAUGUGCACGAAUGCAAGCUCAUACGAAGGAAGGAGAUAACUGCAAAACAAAUGGACCACAUCUGGAAAUCAAUGACAGUUGCGCAUUUGCAGAGAGUGCUGGGCCUGAAGUCACUGGAUGGCGUUUUAAACCCAACGCAUGUGAACGGCAAGCACAUUGUUCACAAUGUGUUCAGCGUUAAUAAGACGGGCAUAGUCGUAUUGGAGAAUAAAGCUGAGGACAUGCCAUAUUGGGUGAUAUCAGCAAUGAAAUGCCUCGCCAAUUGGCCCAAUGGCAAUGAAAGCAAACAGCCAAUAUACCCAGGUUUCGAGAGAGAUGUUCUAAGAACAGUAGGAGAUUACUUUCAAAGACUCAAAGAACCUCUGCUGACUUUCCAUCUAUAUGAAGUCUUUGUCAACAUUCUCAGUCUGCUGCACAAGCAGGAGGUAGCAACCGAGGCUCUUCAAGUCAGCUGUCUUUUACUGCCGCCUCCCAACCGAAGACGCCUCCAGCUUUUACUGCGUCUCAUGGCCCGGGUCUGCCAGAAUCCCAACCUGCCUCCACUUAAUGACACCAUUGCUACCCGUACACUGAUGGUGCAGAUGUUCUCACACUGCGUCCUGGGCUCGGUAGAUGACAUGGACUUGGACGAGCUGCUUGCCACCAAAUUGGUGACCUUCAUGAUGGAGCACCACAGCACCAUCUUCCAAGCUCCGUCCAAGCUGCAUCGCCAGGUUGAAGAGCACCUGUCCCACCUUAAAAGAGUUCAGCAGAUGAGUCGGUUGUUUCAGAUCAAAUACGCAGGAUCAGAUACAGACUUCAGCACGUCUCCAGCUUUUUGUAAACAGAUCAGCAGAGUGGAGUCUGAGGAGCCGAAGGUAAUAGGAACCCAGACACCCCUGCAGGAGCUGCUGGAAGGCCUGAUUGCAGACAAAGAACUUCCUGCCAAGGACAAGAGGAAAAGACUUAAACAGUUCCAGAGGUCGUACCCAGAAGUCUACCACAGCCGAUUUCCCACUGAGGAAAGCAAAGCUGCUGUCAUACCUGAGAAAGCCCCACGACUCAAACCUCCACUCAUGUUCUUCAACCUCAAGAAACCCUUCCAGCCAUUUCAGAGGAGCUGGAGUUUCAGGGCAUGAUCUGCCACCUCUGACACAUCUGCACUUCACGCUGUGUACACAGCUCAACCUCAGUGUCAUGACAUGAGGAACAAUGACGCUGUGAUGGUGCUCUGGCCACGCAUGAUCAACCACUGCAACUAAUGUUUAAAAAAAAAAAAAAAAAAAAAAAGAACUUUGUAGCACUGUUAAACUAAUAUUAUUAAAAGGGUCAGUUCACACAAAUAAUAUUAAUAACAAUAAUAAGAAUAGAACAUUCCCACUGACUCCUGGUGGUUUUUAGCCAGAUUGUUUGGUUUAUAUACAAAACAUUGGAAAUUGUGUUGUUCAAAAACUUGAACAAUGUAUAGGAAACAAUCCACUGAGAGAACCACUCAUGUUUCUUAAAAUGAGCUCUGAUAAUUCUAAAAUAAUUAUUGGUAAGUAUUAAUAAGUAUUGGUACGUUUUCUACUAAAAUAUUGUAUAUUAGAAAUGUUGAAUAAGCAGGGAUGGUAGUUGACUAAAAUUGCCAUCCUUGUACUUAAAUUGAACAAAAUGCAUUUCAAAAGUAGUUUUUAGGUGUUACCAUUAUAAGUUGUAAAAGGUACUGAUCAAAGCACAUCAUAGUCUAUGAUUGCCAUUAAUAUUGAUAUAUAUUUUUGUUCAGAUACAUUUCUUCAGAUAUCAUCAUUUUCAUGAGCUUGACUCUUAUAAUGCAAAUAUGCAUUUCAUUUUCAUGAUCACAUUUUGAUGUAUAAUGGUCAUUACGAUUUUGAACCUAGGCAAAUCAGCCUAAUAUGUCAAUGAACAUAUCAAGAAAGGGGGCGUAUGUGACGUGUCUCUAGACGAGCUUUAUCACAUCUUUGCACUACAAGCCAGUUAUAGAUAAGGGAACAUCUACAAAGCCUGGAUGAAAACUAGACUAAGUUUGCUGCAAAAUAAGUGUACAACUGCUUUUUUUCCAAUAUUGAUAUCCUAAUCUUAAAAAGGGGAAAUAGAAAGCAAAAGCAAACAUUUCACACGCUAUAAUCUAUCACACCCUUUCUCUCUAAGCCCUACUUCCACCUUACUUGACGGGUCUGACGUGUGCACUCUUGAAGCUCAUUUCAUGUUCCUACUUGUUGGUUUUAUUCUGUAUAUAAGAACUGUUCUCUGGAUUGGUAAAUAUUUCAAUGUCUCAAAUACUCUUCUUUGGCUGUUUUCAAUGUAUUUUGUCAUUUUCUAUUACCUGCUGCUCUGUCAUGUCAAUCAGGUUGUUUUUCACUUAAUUUGAGACUUAAAACGUUUUUUUUUUUAAUAUUUGUAAUGAUUCAGUGCUGAUAUGUCUUGACUUUCCUCAAUGCUCUUGAACAAAUGUAAUGCUGGAAUAACUGUUACUGUACUUGAAUUGCUGCUCUGUGCUGGAAAAAUUUCAACUGGAUAAAAGUGAAUUCAUGUUGAUGCUGAUUUCCCUAUAAAAGCUCUAAUUGA